GUGAGAGAGAAAAAGGAAAGUAAAGUACUAGUCCAUCUCCUACUAACUAGUCGUAAAAAGCAGUUGAGACAAGUUUGAGUAGUUGGUUAUGCUGCAUUUUUCAUUAACACCAUCUUUAUUAUUAUCAUUUUUAUAUUCUCCUUCAUUUCCGGCGCCGGAGCUGCCGGAAUUUCUGCCGCCGGCGUCUUCACGUGCCAAUGCUCCCGCCUGGCCUCGACCCUUUUGUCAGUUUUGAAAAAUAAAACGGCCCAUCAAGUUGUUUUAGCGGUUAGAAGGCUGGAAAUUGGUCUUUAGAUUUUUUCGAGAUUUGAGAUAUAGAUAUAAAGAGAGAUUUGUGUGUGUAUGUAGAGGUUGCGGAUAAAUGAAAGCUUUAAGACGAAGUCAAACUGCCUCGUCGUCUUCUUCAUCGUCGUCUUCGAAACCGUCUUCUUGGAUUCAUUUGAGAUCAGUUUUGUUUAUUGUUGCGUCGUCUUCUCCUGCGUCUUCUUGCUCUACUUCUGAUCGGAAUCGUCUAAAAUCUCCAUGGUCGCACAGAAAGAGAAAACGUGCCUUAACACCUCACCAAUGGAGUAGGUUGUUUACACCAGAAGGAAAACUUCGUGAUGGCGGGGUUCGAGUUUUGAAGAAAAUACGCAGUGGGGGUGUUCAUCCAAAUCUAAGGGCAGAAGUAUGGCCGUUUCUUCUUGGAGUCUAUGACUUGAAUAGUUCCAAAGAGGAAAGAGAUAAUUUAAGAACCAAGAGGAGAAAGGAAUAUGAGAAACUGAGGAGGCAUUGUCGCCGGCUUCUAAAGUUGAACAAUACCAAAUUAAAGUUAACGGAAACAGGUAGAACUAGCAACAGUGAAGAAGGUGGACAUGUCAUUCAAGGUAGGGAUUCUGCUGAUUCUGAAGAUGUUGUCAGUGCUAGGGAAUCUUUAUCUAGUGAAGAUAUAAGCCCAUCUGUUGAGUACUUAGACGACUUCAGUCAUGCUGCACUAAAUGGGUGUGAUGGUUCGAAACGAAUCACUGAUCCUAUUACUUCUGGGACUGAGUCAUCAGACUCGGACUCCUCUGUAGAUGUGGGCAUUACUUUUUCCUCAGAGUGUAACGAGGAGAAUGAUCCUGAGAUGCCCUCCAAAGACUCUCCAAACAUGGAAAAUCAGUCAAAAACCAGCACAUCAGAAGAUUUUGCUACUUGGCAGCGCAUCAUACGGCUAGAUGCAAUUCGUGCCAAUGAAGAAUGGGUACCAUAUUCUCCAUCCCAGGCUGCAGUGUCAGAGGAAAGGGCAAGACGUGCAGCUGAGGUUGUCGGGCUUAAGGAUUAUGAUCACCUUGAACCAUACAAAAUCUAUCAUGCUGCUCGACUUGUUGCUAUUCUUGAAGCUUAUGCUCUAUACGACCCUGAAAUUGGCUAUUGCCAGGGGAUGAGUGAUCUACUUUCACCAAUAAUUACCGUGAUGACAGAGGACCACGAAGCUUUCUGGUGUUUUGUUGGUUUCAUGAAGAAGGCUCGACACAAUUUCAGGCUUGAUGAGGUCGGGAUUCGAGGGCAAUUGGAAAGAGUUUCUAAGAUAAUCAAAUUUAAGGAUUCCCAUCUUUUUAAACAUUUGGAAAAGCUUCAGGCAGAGGAUUGCUUUUUCGUGUAUAGGAUGGUGGUGGUUCUUUUCAGAAGGGAAUUAACUUUUGAGCAAACAAUUUGCCUCUGGGAGGUAAUGUGGGCAGAUCAGGCAGCAAUUCGAGCUGGAAUCGGGAAGUCUGCUUGGAGUAGGAUUAGACAACAAGCCCCACCAACAGAAGAUCUGCUGCUUUAUGCUGUUGCAGCAUCUGUAUUAAAAAAACGGAAACUUAUUAUAGAGAAGUACAGUAGCAUGGAUGAGAUAGUUAGGGAAUGUAAUGGCAUGGCAGGACAUCUUGAUGUAUGGAAGCUCCUGGAUGAUGCACAUAACUUGGUGGUCACCCUCCACAACAAGAUCGAGAACCCCCUCCCUGACAUAGAUUAGGCCCGGAGGUUUUCCAUUCGCUAAAUUAUCUCUGAUACCGUCAUCUGGACUUGUAUUUUGAGGUCUGUCCUUUCUACUCUUAAAAACCGAUGCUCCAAAUGAGCAGUUGGGUGUUUACUAUUUUAGUAUUUUAUGAUUGUCAUUUCGACACUACCUUGCGAGGACUAAAAUAUGUAGUACUUGUAGAAACAUUCCACUGUUUUUUUUGGGAGGUGGAGGAAUUGUGGAUAUCCGAUCAUUCUCUCGCCUGAACUUAUAGGAUUGGAACCAUGAUAAUUGAUAAAUGAUGUACAUUUCUGCUGUCUA
Molecule: messenger RNA, 2284 nt
Organism: Daucus carota subsp. sativus
Lineage: Eukaryota; Viridiplantae; Streptophyta; Magnoliopsida; Apiales; Apiaceae
Product: rab GTPase-activating protein 22-like
Exons: 5
Coding region: 362-1978 (538 amino acids)
Biological process (GO): activation of GTPase activity
Molecular function (GO): GTPase activator activity
Source: RefSeq, a predicted model, not a curated record